Molecule: messenger RNA, 3224 nt
Organism: Cuscuta europaea
Lineage: Eukaryota; Viridiplantae; Streptophyta; Magnoliopsida; Solanales; Convolvulaceae
Source: the annotation of a GenBank genome assembly
AUCGAUUUCCACCCACUCCUGACUUCUUCAGCAGAGAGUUUGGCGCUCUCUACGACUCUACCCAGCCUGAACACGGCUCAACCAAGAAUAACAGAAAUAGUUUGUCGCUCUCUAUCUAUCCAUGGCUGGAUGCAUCACCACCUCCUUAUUAUCAAUAUCACCCUCUUCUUGCUCUUGCUUCUACCGCAGUUUCAAUCCUCUUAUUGCCUCCAGACGGCGUCAAAAUUCCGUAUUACACUCCCGCCACCGUCUCAGAACCUACAGGUCAUUUGCAACGUUUGCAACCAGCUCCGGUGUCUUCACUUCCCCAGAAGUUGCGAAGUCAUUUGAUUUUAGCAAUGAGGAGCGCAUCUAUAAAUGGUGGGAAUCUCAAGGGUAUUUCAAGCCGAGCUUUGAAAGAGGGAAUGAUCCUUUUGUGAUUUCAAUGCCACCGCCCAAUGUUACUGGUUCAUUGCACAUGGGACAUGCCAUGUUUGUUACUCUAGAGGAUAUCAUGGUAAGAUACAACCGAAUGAAGGGACGACCCACACUUUGGAUUCCCGGGACUGACCAUGCUGGUAUUGCAACUCAGUUAGUUGUGGAAAGAAUGCUGGCUGCAGGAGGAAUAAAAAAGACAGACAUGGACAGAGACGACUUUAUCAAACAUGUAUGGGAGUGGAAAGAGAAGUAUGGUGGAACCAUUACAAAUCAGAUAAAGAGACUUGGUGCUUCUUGUGAUUGGAGCAGAGAAAGAUUUACACUUGAUAAACAGCUGAAUCGAGCUGUAGUGGAGGCCUUUGUGAGGCUUCACGAGAAAGGGCUAAUAUAUCAAGGCUCUUAUAUGGUGAACUGGUCACCAAGUUUACAGACUGCAGUUUCUGACUUGGAAGUAGAGUAUUCCGAAGAACCUGGAACUCUAUAUUACAUCAAAUAUCGUGUUGCUGGAGGGUCUAGGAGUGACUUUUUGACGAUUGCCACCACACGCCCCGAGACAUUAUUUGGUGAUACUGCUGUUGCAGUUAAUCCUGAGGAUGAACGUUAUUCCAAGUAUAUUGGUAUGGAGGCUAUUGUACCUAUGACCUUUGGGCGGCAUAUUCCUAUUAUAUGUGACAAGUAUGUUGACAAAGACUUUGGAACUGGAGUAAUGAAGAUAAGUCCUGGACAUGACCACAAUGAUUACUUACUUGCACGCAAACUGGGUCUUCCUAUACUGAAUGUGAUGAAUAAGGAUGGGACCUUGAAUGAAGUAGCUGGCUUGUAUGAGGGCCUUGACCGCUUUGUGGCACGAAGCAAACUCUGGUCAGAUCUUGAAGAGUCAGGUUUAGCAGUAAAAAAGGAGGUAUACAGUCAGCGAGUUCCUAGAUCUCAGCGCGGUGGCGAAAUUGUAGAGCCUCUAGUAAGCAAGCAAUGGUUUCUGUCAAUGGAGUCUUUGGCCGAGAAGGCCCUUCAGGCAGUUGAAAAAGGAGAUUUGACCAUUAUGCCUGGAAGAUUUGAAAAGAUAUAUAAUCACUGGCUAUCAAAUAUCAAGGAUUGGUGUAUUAGCCGUCAACUAUGGUGGGGACAUCGCAUACCUGUAUGGUAUAUUGCUGGUAAAGACCCUGAAGAAGACUAUGUAGUUGCCAGAACUGCAGAGGAAGCUCUUGCCAAGGCUCAAGAAAAUUAUGGAAAGAAUGUUGAAAUAUAUCAGGAUUCUGAUGUUCUUGAUACCUGGUUUUCAAGCUCGCUCUGGCCCUUCAGCUCUCUUGGUUGGCCUGAUGAAUCAGCUGAGGAUUUCUCGCGUUUCUAUCCAACAUCGAUAAUUGAAACUGGGCACGAUAUAUUGUUCUUUUGGGUUGCACGUAUGGUGAUGAUGGGAAUAGAACUAACAGGAACUGUUCCAUUUACAGAUGUUUAUCUUCAUGGGCUUAUUCGUGACACUCAAGGGCGAAAAAUGUCAAAAACUUUGGGUAAUGUGAUUGAUCCUAUUGACACUAUCAAAGAGUAUGGGACAGAUGCUUUACGCUUCACACUUUCUUUAGGGACUGCUGGUCAGGAUCUUAAUUUAUCUGCAGAAAGGUUGACUUCUAACAAGGCAUUCACCAACAAAUUGUGGAAUGCGGGCAAGUUUAUACUGCAUAAUUUGCCUUGCCAAGAUGAUGAAGCUGCCUGGAAUGUUAUACUGGCCUGCAAGUUCAACGAUAUGGAUUCGAUGCUGAAGCUACCAUUACCAGAAUGCUGGGUGGUUUCAAAACUUCAUGCGCUUAUUGAUGCGGUCUCUUCAAGUUACGAAAAGUUUUUCUUUGGAGACAUCGCUAGGGAAGUGUAUGAUUUCUUCUGGGCUGAAUUUGCUGACUGGUACAUCGAAGCCAGCAAAGCUCGCCUUUACCACUCUGGAGAUGGUUCUAUUUCUUAUGUUGCACAGGCAGUGCUUGUAUAUGUUUUUCAGAAUGUGUUAAAGAUGCUACAUCCUUUUAUGCCAUUCGUUACAGAGGAGCUCUGGCAGGCACUGCCCAGAAGACAGGAAUCUGCUCUUAUUAUUUCGGCAUGGCCUGAAGAUUCACUUCCAAGGAGUGCUAAUUCCAUUAGAAAAUUUGAGAACCUACAGUCUUUGACAAGAGCCAUAAGAAAUGCACGAGCAGAAUACUCUGUUGAGCCAGCAAAGAGCAUAUCUGCUUCUAUUGUUGCAAGUCCAGACAUUAACCAAUACAUAAGUAGUGAAAAGGAAGUUUUAGCUCUUCUUUCUAAAUUAGAUUUGCACAAUAUUCAUUUCAUGGAGUGCCCUCCAGAAGAUGCAAAUAAGUCUGUUCACGUUGUUGCUAGUGAAGGUUUAGAAGCAUAUCUUCCACUAGCAGAUAUGGUGGAUAUCUCCACUGAAGUUCUGCGCCUAUCUAAGCGCCUCACCAAAAUGCAAGCAGAAUAUGAUGCACUCAAGGCUCGUUUGAGUUCAUCAAUGUUUAUGGAGAAAGCGCCGGAGGAAAUUGUGCGUGCUGUACAAGAAAAGGCAGCCGAAGCCGAGGAGAAGUUAAUGCUAACACGAAGCCGCUAUGAUUUCCUUAGAUCAACAGUGGAAAAUUAAUUUUUGACACUACAAUUUACAUAUUUUUUUGUACAAGUCAAUUGUGAUUUUGUGCAAGUAGUACUAUGUAUAUUAUAUUACUAUUAUAUUAGACGAUUUAGUUCCUUUUGCUUUGUGUUUAAUACGAAGUAUAAAAUUUUGAGAUAAACUCCAUUCGAUUAAAUAUAAUUCCAGCCUCAUUUAAUUGUCA